Messenger RNA from Sorex araneus (European shrew), 5525 nucleotides. RefSeq names its product sperm flagellar 2 (gene SPEF2). Gene Ontology annotation, biological process: sperm axoneme assembly. Gene Ontology annotation, cellular component: manchette; sperm midpiece. NCBI's taxonomy places the organism in Eukaryota, Metazoa, Chordata, Mammalia, Eulipotyphla, Soricidae. Bases 62 to 5461 code for a protein of 1799 amino acids. The transcript is spliced from 37 exons. Gene Ontology annotation, molecular function: protein binding. The record is from RefSeq and is a predicted model, not a curated record.
CUUGGUUUCCCGCAAGCUCCCGGCUAAGCACUUGCUGCGGGUCCCAAGUACAGGCUGAAAUAUGUCGGAGAUCCUGUGCCAGUGGCUCAACCAGGAUCUGAAGGUGUCCCAGACCGUGACUCCGAAGUCAUUUGCAAAGGCAUUUUCCAGUGGCUAUCUAAUUGGAGAAGUUCUACACAAGUUUGAGCUUCAGGAUGACUUUUCAGAAUUUUCAGAAAGCAGGGUUUCAAGCGCCAAGCUUAAUAACUUUUCUCGCUUGGAGCCAACACUUCAUCGUCUGGGUGUGCAGUUUGAUCAGAACAUAGCCCACAGCAUCAUCACAGAAAAGCCUGGGGUAGCAACAAAACUUCUGUAUCAAAUGUACAUUGCUCUUCAGAAAAAGAAAAAAAGUGGACUGACUGGAGUGGAAAUAACAAGUGUGCAACCCCUGGCAAGUGUAAAACUUCAAAACAUGAAAAGUGAGGCUUUUCGAGAUAGACUUAGAAACCUGAUACCACGCCAAACUGAUUUUAGUCUGAUGCAGGUUUCACACAGGUUCCAAGAAAAAUAUAAAAAGAAGGAAGAGCUUGACCACAUGCAUUUUGAGAAAUUUGAAAAAGUUCAGAAAUUCAAGGAAGAUCAAAGAUGUGUUGAUGUCAAAAAGCAACGCUUGAGCAAAAGAAGGCAAAAUGAAAUAAUGGCCCAAAUUCAAGCAGCUAUCAUACAGAUUCCCAAACCUGCACCAAGUCGUGCUUUCAAAGCACUUGAGGCCCAAAAACUGAUGAAAAAGAAAAAGGAGGCUGAGGAUGUGGCCAAUGAGAUUAAGAAGUUUGAGGCAUUAAUUAAAAAGGAUCUCCAGGCCAAAGAAAGUGCAUCCAAGCCUCCUUUAGAUACAUCAGGUCAGACAGCAACUGAUUUGUUAAACACUUACUCGGAUGAUGACUACAUUAAAAAAAUCCAAAAGCGUCUAGAAGAAGAUGCAUUUGCAAGAGAGCAAAGGGAGAAAAGACGGAGAAGACUAUUAAUGGAUCAGCUAAUAGCCCAUGAAGCACAGGAGGAGGCUUAUCGCGAGGAGCAGCUGAUUAACCGGCUGAUGCGCCAGUCCCAGCAGGAGCGCAGGAUUGCGGUGCAGCUCAUGCACGUUCGUCACGAAAAGGAAGUUCUAUGGCAAAACAGAAUCUUCAGAGAGAAACAGUACGAGGAAAGACGGCUGAAAGAUUUCCAGGAUGCUCUUGAUCGAGAAGCGGCUUUGGCAAAACAAGCCAAGAUGAAUUCCGAAGAACAAGCCCUAAGAGAGAAGGAAGUUCACGAUAAGAUUUCAGUGGAAAGAGCCCAGGCUCGCUAUGAAAAACAUUAUUCAUUUUGUGCUGAAAUUUUGGAUCAGAUACUUGAUCUGUCUACCAAAGUGGCAGAUUAUCGAAUGUUGACAAAUAAUUUGAUUCCAGAGAAGAUGAUGCAUGAUUGGAAGGAGCUGUUUUUUAAUGGAAAGCCCAUAUAUGAGCAAGCUUCUCUUAAGCCUCUGCAAACUAAACUCACUGGAGAUCAACUAAUAGAAAUGGAGAAAAGAGACUUAUUGGACAAAAAUGAUUUUGAUGACUAUAAGAACUUGCAUGGAGAAUGGACUGUAUCAGAAGAGUUGGCUGAUAAUUUACCAGCCUCCAACAACUCCAUAUUGGGUCAUAUCAUUCACAGACUGAUUGACAAAUCUCUUCCUUCUAAAACUGAAUCAAAAAUGCCUGAAUCACCUUCAUUUGCUUUGAAAGGGUGUUUAUUGGGGAAAACUUUCAGUGGAAAAACUACUGUUCUGAAGUUUCUACAAAAAGAAUUUCCUAUUCGUGUACUUUCUAUUGAUACUCUUGUCCAAGAAGCUAUCCAAGCCUAUCAUAACAAAGAAACGGUCAUUAUGGACCAAUCAGCUGAGAAAGAAUCAGAGGAAAUCAUGUUGACCAUUCCUCCAGACAGUGGUAAAAAUGCCGAGCAUUCUUCAAAUGAAUUUUCAGCUAAUUCCUUAUCAAACGAGUCAUUAAAAAUUGAAGACAAAACACUUAGUAAGAAUGGACAAAAAACACCAAAAGAUAUAGAAGUCAAACCCAGUGAAACCACGUCUUAUUUCAGUGUGCGGGCUAACCUUGGCGAAAAAUCAGAAAAUAUGCUGAAGAAAGGAAAGAGCAUUCCUGAUAUUUUGCUAGUCAGCAUCAUGGCAAAUGCUAUACAUCAGAUACCCAUGAAUCAAGGCUGGAUCCUUGAUGGUUUUCCAAUGACAUUAAACCAAGCAAAGCUUCUCGAAGAAGCUCUCACAGGCUACAGCAGAUCCCUCCAAGAACAAGAAACAGAAAGAUCACAAACAUCUGUUUUGGCUGUUGAUCCUGCAAGCUCCAAAGAAGUGAUUCCUCAACCUUCAGCAUUUGAUUUUGUGUUGCUGUUAAAUGUCUCUGAUAGUUGCUCACUAAGUCGCAUGAAUCAGAACAUGGCUGAACCUGAUUUAAAAAAAUCUCCUCAAGAAGAUAUCAAUCAACGUACAGCUGCUGAAAAGCAAGAUGAAGAUGGAGACAAGAAUUUAAGAGCCCAAAUACAGCAUAGAAUUGUAGGCUUCUUGGACAACUGGCCUUCAUUGGAGCAAUGGUUUACAGAGCCAAAAAAUAUUUUGAUACCAGUUAAUGCUGAAGUAGAUGAACAGUCAUUAUGCAAAAAAGUAAAAGAAAUAUUUAUGACUGAAAUGGUGAAGAAACAGGAUGAAGUUAAGGCAUACUUAGAAAGAAAGGAAAAUGAGCUGAAAGAAGUUCCUGCAGAGCCUGCUACAUCUCCAGUCCCUUCUCCUGAACCAGAAAAAGAGAAGGAAACGCCUUCUCGGGGAGAGCGCUCCAAACCUUCAAAAGGAAGACGGGCAUCAGAAUCCCAGCAGAGUAAGCCCCAGUCUCCUCAGGAAGGAAAAAGAAAGAAAGGUGAUCCUUCACUCAAAAGAAAAGGUUCUCCUAGAGGAAAAUCAGCAGGAGUAAAAGCACCAGUAAAGACUGAGGCCUCAGAACUACAACUCACUCCAGUAAAGCCGCCACCACCUAAACCAGGAUCAGACGAUUGGAUCUAUGUGAACGAACCGAUUCCUGAGGAAAUAUGUUCAUUUUUAGUACCUUACUGGCAACUAAUAGAAAAUUCUUAUAUAGACAAUGUCAAAAUAGUACUCAGGCAUCUGAGAGAAGAUCAACACACUAUUCUUGCUUACUUCUACGACAUUAGAACAAAUUUCCAGCAAUUUUUAAGACGUCCAGAUUACAAGCAAGAUUUUGUAUCUCAAUGGCAGGCUGAUUUCAACUCUCUUCCUGAUGACUUGUGGGAUGAUGAGGAGACAAAGUGUGAACUACACCAGAGAGUAAAUGAUUUACGGGACCGCCUUUGGGACAUCUGUGAUGCCCGUAAGGAAGAGGCUGAGCAGGAGUGUACGGAUAUCAUCAAUGAGAGCUGGCUGCAGGACAUGAUCGAGCUCACAACAAACCAUUUCUUCUCACUGAUGCAGGCAGAACUGAACCGUUUCCAAGAUACAAAGAGAUUCCUUCAGGAUUACUACAGGGGAAUGGAAGGCAAAAUUCCAGUGGAAGACAAUAAGAAAUUUAUUCGAGUCCCAUUGAUUCAAGGAGACAACAAAGACCUUGCAGAAAGCCAGGUUAGAAUUCCUCUAGUUCCUCGAGUAUCCAUUUCUCCAGAUUCAAUUCAACCCAAACCCAAAACAAAAAUUGAGUUCGCUCUAGAAAGUGUAGAGACAAGCUAUGAAUCAGAUGAGAAGCUGAUAACAGACACGUGGCAGCAGGUCUCUUUAGCAGUGUCUCAGAUGGUGGCUGCUGAAAUUCAUCAAAGAUUGGAAGAAGAAAAAGAAAGCCUGCAGGUCGACCAGAAAGAAAAACCUCCCCCAGUGACUAUGAAUAAAAAAGGCAAAAAAGAGUCACCCAAAUUAAAAAAGGAAGAGAAAAAAGGAAAAGGUAAACCAGUUGCUUCAGCUGAACACUCUCCUAUAAUAUUAUCAGCAGAGGAAAUGGCUGAAAUGGAAAAGAGAAAUGAACUGAGGUCCAAAAUAAAGGAAGAACAUUUUGCUUCCCUGCAAAUUGAAGAGGCAAAUACAUUAUUCCGACUUCAACUAAUAAAGACAAAAGCCUUGGGCUUCCUUCGAGAUUUAACAACAAAGGCGGUUAAUAUGUAUAAGCAAAUGGAGCAUUGGCUUGGUCAAAGGUACCUGAAAGAAAUGGCCAGUGUGGAAAAAUUAACUGAAGUAGCUCGCUACCACAUUGAAACCUCUACAAGAAUUCAGAAUGAACUGUACUUAGGCCAAGAAGAUUUCUUCAUCGAUGGCAACAUAAAAGUCUUUCCAGAUCCCCCUCCGCCAAAACGUCCUCCACCUGUUGAAAAGGAGGAAAAUAUCACCCUGACCAUUAAACAGCUAGACAAUCUUCGGAAUCAGUUCUUAAGCAUCGCACCUAAAGCCAUGAUAGGAAGUAAAGACUUCACUGAUAUAUUGCUUGAUUCCAUCAACCUGAACCUUGGCUCAAACAAUGUCCCUAACAGUUGGAUGCACCUCACUCAACCUGAAUUGCAGGAAUUGACAUGUUCAUUAACUGUGAACUCUGAGUUUGUGGACUGGCGGAAGUUCCUCUUAGCAACCUCGAUGCCUUGGCCCAUGCCCUCGGAAGAAGAGCUCCUGGAGACCCUGAAGAGAUUUAAGGCUGCGGAUGUGGAGCAGUCAGGCACUGUUACUUUGCAGCAGUAUGAGCAGGCUGGUCUGUGGUUUGUGGGAGAAGAAGAUGUAAAAAUUCCAGAAGAUCCUCUUGAACCUUUGCCCUUCAGUAGGCAAAAGCAUCUCAUAGAGUUCUUUUUUAGGCUAUUUGCUGACUAUGAGAAGGACCCACCACUGCUGGACUACACAGAGAUGCUGCUUUAUUUUGCUUGCCAUCCAAACCCCAUAGAAGGGGUCUACAGGGCUCUUAGUGUGGCCAUUGGAACUCAUGUCUUCCCACCAGUCAAAACUGGUGUUGCUGCUGAAAAGGUUUCCUCCUCUACCCAUGUAAAUGCAACUGAGCAAUAUUCUGAACUUAAUGAAAAAAAUAUAAAUGAUGAGAGACAAUUAAAAGAGGCAAGGGAGGGAAAAGAAAGUGAAAUCUCCGAACAUGCAAACAUGGAAAAGAUUUCCAUAGACACAUUGCUCAAGGUUUUCCGAGGAGGAAGUGAAGCACAAGACUCUAACAGAUUUGGCAACCACCCAAGGAAGAGGAACAUUUAUUUAGAGAGCUUCAAAAAAACAUUUCAUGACCUAGGUGCCAAGAAUCUGGAGCCAAUUGAAGUUGCUGUUCUUUUGAAACAUCCUUUUAUUCAAGACCUGAUUUUAACUUAUCCAGAUUAUAAAAUUCCUGAUAUUAAAACAAUUUUCCAAAGGAGUUUACAUGCACAAGGAAGUGACGGAGAGAGUUCUCCUUCAAGACUUACAGAGGAAAAGAAAUGAAGACCAAAAUAUAUGAUAUUUUAAAUUCUGGCAAUGAAUCUUCCAAACACCAAAUAUGAACAUG